Molecule: messenger RNA, 2299 nt
Organism: Zonotrichia leucophrys gambelii
Lineage: Eukaryota; Metazoa; Chordata; Aves; Passeriformes; Passerellidae
Gene: CMPK2
Product: cytidine/uridine monophosphate kinase 2
Exons: 5
Coding region: 279-1046 (255 amino acids)
Biological process (GO): dTDP biosynthetic process; dUDP biosynthetic process; dTTP biosynthetic process
Cellular component (GO): cytoplasm; mitochondrion
Molecular function (GO): dTMP kinase activity; ATP binding; nucleoside diphosphate kinase activity
Source: RefSeq, a predicted model, not a curated record
GAGCCAGCGACGCGGGGCGGGGAAGGCAGAAGGGCGUUCCGAGGAGCUGGCCCUCGCUCGGAGGAGCUGCUCCCCGCGGACCGGCGCUUUCCCGGCCGGCCGGGCCAGUUUCGUUUCCCGCUGGCUCCUCCUCCGCCUCCGCCCGCCCCCUUCGCUGUGCCGCUGGUGCGGAUCGCCGCUCCCGGCGCCCGGCUCGCUGCUCCCUGCUCCCGGCUCUCUGCUCGCUGCUCCCGGUUCCCGGCUCGCUGCUCCCGGCUCGCUGCUCCCGGCUCCCGGCGAUGCUGGGGCGCUGCGCCCCGGGCUCCCCGGGCCCCCGGUCCGCGGUGCGCGCCCUGCCGCCCUCCGCCAGCGCCCUCCGCCAGCGCCUGCGCCAGUGUGCAGAACGGAUCCCAGAGGCUGAGGCAGUACUCGACCUGCUGGAGAAAUGCCCAGAGCACCAAAAAAAGGGAUCUUUUCCCGUCAUAGUUUUUGAGGGCCUGGAUGCCACAGGCAAAACCACAGUGACCCAGGCUGUUAAGGACACCCUGAAUGGCAUCCUGCUGCGGUCCCCACCACCCUGCAUCAGCCAGUGGAGGACUGUAUUUGAUGAUGAGAGAACACCCAUUAAAAGAGCAUUUUAUGCUGCGGGCAACUACAUUCUGGCUUCAGAGAUAGCAAAAGCAUCCACUCAGGCACCUGUGAUCAUAGACAGAUACUGGCACAGCACAGCUGCCUAUGCAAUUGCCACUGAAACAAGUGGGGAAGUCCAGGAUCUUCCACCAGCUCAAGAUGAGGUGUAUCAGUGGCCUGAAGAUCUGCUUAAACCUGAUCUUGUGCUUCUCCUGACUGUUGAUCCUGAAGAACGAGUCCGGAGACUUCAGCAUCGGGGGCUGGAGAAAACAAAGGAGGAAGCUGAGUUGGAAGCUAACAGCUCGUUUCGCCAAAGAGUUGAGGAGUCAUACAGAAGGAUGGUGAAUCCUGCAUGCCAAGAGGUUGAUGCCAGUCCCUCCAAAGAAGAGGUUCUCAAGACUGUUCUACAACUAAUUAAGAAACACUGUGCUUUUUGAAAGCAACUUUUGUGUAGUAGCACUUAAAAGAUACUUUUUACUGCCCCACUGUUUUGGUACCUGAAAAUGUACAGUGAUUUGUUUUGUCUCACAGAAAUACUGAAUACGGUUUUAUUCUGUCAGCAGUAAUCUGUGCAGGUUAUCUGUUUUGUGGUUGCUACUCUACUUUUCUGUAUAAGGCAAAAUACAGAAAAGUAGUACUCAAAUCAUUCAGCAUUCUUUGUAAAGAAACAGACAUACUACAGUCAUGCAUGAAGUGCCUCAGAAUGCUUUCUGACACCAGGACAUUUUGAGACCCUAUCAUAUUGCAUCUUCUUCACCAGGAGAACCUAUUCCUCAAUCCAUUGUGUGCCAAAAUUUGCUGCACUGCAUCAGGAGCAUUAGAUGCCCAAGGAGAGGCUAAAAUAUCAUAAGCACUAAAACCAUAAAAUAAUUGUAACAUUUAGGAACAGAAAGUCCAGUACCCAGUGUUGAGGGUUUUUUUUGGUAUAGAGGAUGUGCAGCUGUUGCUAUGAUGGGCAUCGUGGAAAAAAUGUGUUGUAAAUGAGUGCCAGUAAACACCAAGGGCUCUAAGUAAUAAAGUCCAAGCCUGUUUAUAUAUUCAAAUGAAAUAUCUAUGUAUAUGAAUAUUUUCAGAGGGAGCCCAGACGAUGCCAGCAAAUGAGAAACAGAGACCUGAAGAGAACCUGAAACUAAAAACUUAUAAAUGAUCACUAAAAUAUUUUUUACAAAACUUUUUUUUAUCCUAUUAAUAUUUGUUAAUGAGAACUAAUAUUCUUUUGAGAGAAUGUGAAAUGAAAAACCACAGAGAUUCUGAGCAAUGGGAAUGAUUGUAACUUUUGAGUUAAGCUUUUCUUUCUUACGUGGGUGUUCAAACAGGUUGAAUGUGAACGCAGAGACUUCAGGUCUGCAAAAGCUUAUUUUUAUGCACAUUAGUUGAACUCCUAAGUGUAAAACUAAACAUAUGGAUAAGCCUUUGUGAGGUCAGAAAUAAACCCGCAGUUCCAGAAAAAGAUCUUAAAAUGUAAAUUUGAUUUAAAACACUUUUACUUACUUUCCUGUUUUAAGCAAGUGCAAUUAUCAAUGAAUCUAUCUUCUAAAUAAUAAUAUACUCAGUACUGUAGUUCCUAUGUCCAGUCUGUAUAUACAAGGUGAUAGAAAGAAAAACUUCUAAAAAAUACAUUUUAUUCAUGCACUGUUUAAUGGUUUUGAGUAUGCUAUUAAUAUAUUAUAUAAGUUAUACAUUCUAUAAA